This is a messenger RNA of Aedes aegypti (yellow fever mosquito), 1005 nucleotides long. RefSeq lists its product as uncharacterized. The transcript is spliced from 5 exons. The record is from RefSeq and is a predicted model, not a curated record. Bases 412 to 1005 code for a protein of 197 amino acids. Lineage: Eukaryota; Metazoa; Arthropoda; Insecta; Diptera; Culicidae.
UUGGUCGACAAAGUGCGCGAAAUCGAGGCUAUAAAGUUAAACGAAGAUUUUGUGCGGAAGAAAUACGAAAAGUCUGAGCAGGCGUUAGUAGCAACAGUGGGUGCAUCCUUUCCGAAGGGCCCCAGUCGCAAAUUUGAUUAUAAGCCUCAGAGGGUUUCACAAAACUACGGUGGCAGGUCUUUCAGAGGCAGUUCCCGAGCCCAACGAACUGGACAGAUCUAUGCUGGCAGCAGUCCAUCGUUCCGAUCAACACGUGGAGAAAAAUGCUGGCGUUGCCACAGCCCGUAUCAUGGAGGUAAUGAUUGCAGCCACAAAGAUAAAAGGUGUAAUUAUUGUGGCAUUCUUGGUCAUAUCCAACGAGCUUGCCGCUCGCAUCGUCAUGUGUCAGGAGUCAAGCGUCCAACUGACUUGAUGGAAGACGCGCCCCAGUCACGGAAGAUAGCCGCAAUCGAAGAGGUUAAAGAUGAUGCAGAAUCUGAUCAAACAACACAUCUGAAGCCGGAACGAGCCAUAAGACAAAUCGCAAAUGCACCUCAUGUUAACAAAAUUCCGAUCAGUAACAGAGAAGAGACAAGACAGAAAUCCGUACGAAUAGCGAUCGAAACGGCGAACAUUUUGGAUAACAAGAGUGGUUUGCUAAAGUCAUCCAAAAAUGCUUCAAACUCAACCGCAGAAAAUGAUUUGAAUGCUCAGAACAGCGGAAACGAACAGAACCAUACUGAGCCCACGAAAACAGAAACCUCCGGGCUCAGUACGGUGUUUCACAUAGCAUCAAAUUGUCAACGUAUUGGCGUAGAUGAGGCUAUAAUCACUGCUACAGUAUCAGGAAUGCCGUGCGUUUUCAUGAUUGAUUCAGGGGCGCAAGUAAACACAUUUACUGAGGAUAUGUUUAAGCAACUGACAAUGAACGCGAACUAUUGGAACAAGACUCUGCAAAUAUGCCGUCAAUGUAUCGUCAGCCUUGGUGAGGAAAAUUGUAUUACUAUUAUCGGCGCUUGCGGUUAA